GAUAUUUAUUAAACUAAGAAUCGAAAAAACUCUAGCUUGAAUCCUCUGCCCUUUUGAACCAUGAAGCCUUUCAGAAAGCCACUUCCUUCCCAUCUCCUCCGACUCAACCCCAAAUCCACCUCUACAACUUCCACUUCCUCAAAACAAACAAAACCCAUAUUCAGUUCUUCUUUUCCUGAUCCAAAUCCAUCUAUACUUCCUCAAACCGCGGCAGUUCCUAGGGAAGAUUCAAUUUCGUUGUUAAAGUUGAAUUCAUAUCAUGAACUGCCUAAUACCGUUUUAUGGAAUUCAUCACAUCAAUCAAAAUCCAUCCUUUAUGAUCCAUUCUCACAGAAAAUCAAUAAAACCAGGUCAUUUUCUGUUGCAAGUUCUGUGUCAUUGUCAAAACCCCACAUAAACCAUGAAUUUCAUCAUACCAACUUCUUUAAAUCAAUCAAGCAACACAAAUUUGUAUCCCAAACCAUAUUUUCAGAUCCUUUCCUCUGCAAAUUCCAUCAAGCUAGGACUUUUUCAACUGGAAAUUCAAACCCAGAUCCCGAGCCUAGUCCUGUUUAUGAUACACCAGUGGUCUCCACUGUGGCUUCACCGUUUGAGAACUCUCGACCUAUAGAUGCAGGCUCUUCAAUGAGAAAACCUAUCAGUUUAUGGCCUGGGAUGUAUCAUUCACCUGUAACGAAUGCUCUGUGGGAAGCAAGAUCCAAAAUGUAUGAGAAACCGGCUGACAAGCCUAUUGAUACUGUUUCACAGAGUGAACUGGUUGCAAAAUCUCCUUCCCAGAGUAGGACAAGCAUUCUUUACAAGUUUUCUACGGAUUAUACACUUAGGGAACAGUAUAGGAAUCCAUGGAAUGAAGUUAGGAUGGGGAAAUUGGUUGAGGAUCUUGAUGCUCUUGCAGGAACUGUAUCAUAUAAGCACUGUUCCAGUGAUGAUGGCUCCACAAUGCCUAUAUUAUUAGUCACUGCUUCUGUUGACCGGAUGGUUCUGAACAAACCAAUCCAUGUUGACUCUGAUUUAAAAAUAGUUGGUGCUGUUACAUGGGUAGGAAGGUCAUCCAUGGAGAUUCAGCUGGAGGUGAUUCAGUCCAUAAAAGAUGCCCCAAGUCCGUCAGAAUCAGCUGCUCUUCUAGCAAACUUCACCUUUGUAGCUCGUGACUCCAAGACAGGAAAAGCAGCACCAGUUAACCAGAUCUUGCCUGAAACUGAAGGUGAAAAAUUGCUUUGGAUAGAGGCAGAAGAGAGGAACAAGAUGAGAAAACAGAAGAGAGCACAACAUAAAGGAGAUGCUCAAGACAAGGAUGUAGACAGGCUCAAUGCAUUGUUGGCAGAAGGACGGAUUUUCUGUGACAUGCCAGCAUUGGCAGACAGAGACAGUAUUCUUAUAAAGGAUACCUAUCACGAGAAUUCUUUGAUUUGUCAGCCUCAGCAAAGGAACAUUCAUGGUCGUAUUUUUGGAGGAUUUUUGAUUCGGAAAGCAUUUGAAUUGGCCUUUUCAAAUGCUUAUGCCUUUGCUGGUGCAGCACCUCAAUUUUUAGAAGUUGAUCAUGUUGACUUCUUAAAACCUGUUGAUGUUGGCAAUUUCCUACGUCUCAAAUCUUGUGUUCUUUAUACACAACUUGAGGACACAGCUAAGCCUUUGAUAAAUGUGGAAGUCAUAGCUCAUGUAACAAGGCCAGAGCUAAGGUCCAGUGAGGUAUCAAAUAAAUUCUACUUCACAUUUACUAUCCGUCCUGAGGCAAUGAAAGAUGGAUUGAGGCUGCGAAACGUUGUUCCAGCUACAGAAGAGGAAGCACGGAGAGUGCUAGAACGUAUGGAUGCUGAGGAAAAAUCAUGAACAGAAGAUCUCUUUCUGGCCAAUGAUAAGUGUUAGUACAAACAUCCUGAAGGUAUUUGCAUACUGAGAAUUCUAGAACUUUUCUUGAUCCAAUUUUUGACAUCCUGAGGUUAUUUGUAUUACAAAAUCUGUGACAAAUGUCUUGAUCCUUGGUGUUGGAAGUUCGUAAGUGGAUUGCUAGAAAGAAC
Molecule: messenger RNA, 2018 nt
Organism: Rubroshorea leprosula
Lineage: Eukaryota; Viridiplantae; Streptophyta; Magnoliopsida; Malvales; Dipterocarpaceae
Source: the annotation of a GenBank genome assembly